Hippocampus zosterae (dwarf seahorse) is the source of this 6944-nucleotide messenger RNA. It is a transcript of the gene heatr1, whose product is annotated as HEAT repeat containing 1. Lineage: Eukaryota; Metazoa; Chordata; Actinopteri; Syngnathiformes; Syngnathidae. Gene Ontology annotation, cellular component: 90S preribosome; t-UTP complex; small-subunit processome. The coding region runs from base 87 to 6539 and encodes 2150 amino acids. The record is from RefSeq and is a predicted model, not a curated record. Gene Ontology annotation, molecular function: snoRNA binding. The transcript has 45 exons. Gene Ontology annotation, biological process: maturation of SSU-rRNA from tricistronic rRNA transcript (SSU-rRNA, 5.8S rRNA, LSU-rRNA); positive regulation of transcription by RNA polymerase I.
AGUGAAACUAUCCGGCACGCGGUCAUAACAUUUUCAAGCUUUCACACGUGUUAAAAGGAAAACAAAAAACAGGUUUAGAAUCCACCAUGACGUCUUUAGCCUACCAGCUGAAACGGCUGGCGCUUCCUCAGAAUGACCUCAAUUUACUGUCACGGAAAGAGGUUGCGUCUUUUCUUUUUGACCCCAAUGAGGCGGCGACCCUCGACAGAAGCACCUUCUAUGCUCUGGGCUGUACGGGCCUAGAGGAGCUCCUGGGGAUCGAACCAGCCCUUAAGGAGUUCCAGGACUCUCUCUUCAGCCGGGCAUCGCUCACGCUGGAGCGCAGCGUCCAGUCGAAAGAUGUCAACAAGAAGCUAGACGCCGACAUCUCUUUGUUCCUCACCCGCAUCUCCCCAUACUUCCUCCUCAAGCCGGCACACAAGUGCAUCGAGUGGCUGGUACACCGCUUCCAUGUUCAUCUGUACAACGUUGAUAGCCUGCUAGCUUGCGCGCUGCCUUAUCACCACACCAACACGUUUGUCCGAGUGGUUCAGCUCCUCAAGAUCAAGGAUGCCACACACCGCUGGAAUUGGUUGCAGGCCCUGCAGAAACCGGGCGUGCCGCUGGCCAAAGGGGCUCUGGUCACCCACUGCUUCUCGGAUCUGGGCUUCAUGGACUUCAUCUGCAACAACAUCGUCACACGGUCCAUUCAGGCUUUUUCCGGACAUUCCCAAAGUUUCUCCCAGCUGCGAGUGGUCUUCUCUUUCUACGCCUCCACCAUCGUGUCAGCUCUGGACGCCGUUGACAAAGUGUCAGACACCAUCAUUUCCAAACUGCUCCCCUAUGUGCAGGAGGGUCUGAAGUCAAAUCUGGCUGACUACAAGGCGGCCACCUACAUGAUCGUGUGCCAAAUGGCGGUAAAAGUGGUGAUGGAGGCCGGUCUGAUCAACACGCUGGCGCUGCGCAUCAGCAAGUCCAUGCUCAAAGAGCCCGUGUUGACCAAAGAAGGGCUGGGCUGCCUCAUCGUGCUGCUGCAGAGCCAGAAAGACGGCGCGGCCGGGUCCAGAUUCUGCAGCCACGUGUGUUCCAUGCCUGCGUUGGCAUCCACGCUUCAGCUCAUGGCCGCCACCCACGACGUGAGCCCUCUGCUGCGCUACCUCCUGCCUCAUCUGGUCCACGCCGCCUUUGGCAGCUCAGGUGACACCCACGUGUUGGAGUCGCUCCUGGAGUCUGUCCCCCUGACCAAAGGCCUGGAUGAUCACAUGGCUCGUUGGCUGCUCGAUGAUUACCUGAGUCAGACGGAGCUCACCGAGGACAACAUCGACACCCUCAACCAGCGUCUGCAGCCCCUGGUGCGACUUUUCGAGUCCAAAUACUUCGGGGCUCUGGACGGCGUCCUCUCCGGUCACGUGAAAGGCGUCAACAACUUGGAGCAAAAACGCCUCUUCCAUCAUUUCCUCUCUCUGUCCAUGAGCAGUGGAAAAUUCCAGAUUGUGGGCGACUCGGACACGUCGCUGCUGCUCAGCCUGAAGCACCCGCAGCCGUCACUACGAGUCUCGGCUCUGGAGCACCUGAGGAGCCUGGUUGCAUCCGGGCAGCUUCAGAGUUUGGAUCAGGACUUCCUGAAAGACGCCGUCUUGGAGCGCUUGAAGGAUGACGUGCUGGAGGUCGUCAGUGGGGCUCUUCAAACCUUGGAGAUGUUAAUUGACGUUUUGGACACCGAGGCCGUCGUGUCCAAUUUGCUGUCCCUCCUCCAAAGAAUCGAUCAACCCGAGGCUGACAGCUGGCUGCCAGUUUUAACAGAAGCGUUGCGUUUACUGACCGAUUCCCGGCUCGGAAAGGGGAGUGCCGAGCAGGCGGAGAAGAUUUUCUGGGGCCUGCUGCCCUUCUUAGUGGUCACCACCGCUCGACCAGGCUGCGCUCAGCUCUGCUUCGCACGCUGCGUCGCCCGCUGCGACGUCCUCGCCCGGCAUCCGCUCACCAUCACCUGGGCGGAAGAACUGGACGAAGUGAUGAAGCGGAGCUCUCAAGCCAACAAGGUCGGUUUGGCUAACCAGCAUCUGGUUUCCACGUUGAAGAAGAACCUCGGCAACAUGGAGCAAUUGGACAAGCGUAACGCCCUGGAGAAGUUUGGAGCGUUGGGGGAGCAGCAUCGCGGCGCCGGUGUCAGAGGCUCCGCUUUCUUCGUGGUGAUGACGGAGACUCUUCUCCUGGGCCUGGAGCAACUGGGCGAAACGGAGCACUUGCUCACCGCCCGGCAGGUCUUCACCGUUCUGGAGGCUCCGCUGCUGGAAGUCAUCAAGUUCGAUGACGCCCGGGAAGCCCCGCCCUCUGUCGCCCCCGCGUCCUUCGGUGAGGCGCUCUCCUUGUACUUGAGCAAAUGCGAGCAGAAGCCCGACGGACGGCACGAACGAGAAUACAACCACAUGAUGGUCAGUCUCCUCCGAGACUUCAUCUCUUCUCUCAGGUGUUGCGACGGCGUUUUUAAAGCUGCUGUGUGGUGGAACCCGGAGAAGCUGGACACCAACACCUGCUGCUACUUGGGGCUCGUCUCCCGCCUCUUCGCCGUUGUCAUCGGCGGCGCCGGCGAAGGGCCAAUGGCCGGGAGCUUUCGAGAGCUCGCGAAGCUCCUUGUUAAGGUUCACCUGAGCCAUCCGGCUGUCCUCUUCAAGUUUCUCUGCAUGCUGUGGGGAUACGGCGACAACCGCGGGGACCAGCUGGGCGUCCAGGUCGGUGUAGUCCUGCAGACCCGGGCGCUCUACGUGGGCGGCGCUUUGCUGAGCGCCCAGCCUGCCACCACGCUGGCGCAGCUUGCCGGAGCCGACUCGCCCGUGGUACCGGCAUUGCUGUGCUGUCUGACCUCACCCAUCCGGGAGAUCCGAAGGGCUUCGAUCAGCGCUUUGCAGAGCCUGUCGGUGGCCGACGCCACUCCCUUCCACCCGAUCGUAGGAAAGCUUCUGAACACUUCAGAGGAAAUUGUCGCCGACCCGUCGUACUUGAGCACGGCUCUGGGUGGUUUUCACGACGCAUGCGAGUCCGCUAAAAGGAAGACGCCGCUGCAGGCGGCGUUAACGCAGCUGCUGCUGAGCAUUCGGGAUCCUUGCUGCCCGUCCUAUACCGCCUCCUGCCUGCUCAGGGCGUUGAGCCGCGUCAAUGGGCAGGCCGUCCUUUCCGCUCUGCUGCCCCUGCUGGAUCGGCUGCUCAACAAUGACCCCGACAUGUCCACCAUGCUGCUGGACGAGUGCCAACUUUUACAACUCCUCCUGGGCAAGUACGACGAGACGGUGGCCCCGCUGCUGGCUGCAGACCGCAACUGUCUGGACCUGUUUGUGAAAGCCAUGAAGACCUCCACUCCGGCAUUGUCGGGGAUCCUCAGCUGCCAGAUCAUGGCUCUGGAACAGAUCAAAAAGCCAUUCUUCAACGCCUUGGGAGAUGAGAAGGUCCAACAGGAGCUGCUCAAGGUCAUGUUUGACCUGCUGGUGGAAAGCAAAAGUCCGAUCCUCGCCGACGCCAUCGGCAGUGCUUUUAAAGCGAUCGCAGUGGAUGCUCAGUUGGUGGCUAACGAGCUGGCGCCACCGGAGAAAGCCAAAGUCGCCGUGACGGUUCAGCAAACCCGCCGGAGCAGAUUGAUGCAAAGGAAACCUGACGAGAGUAGUGACGUAUCUCCAGACGGGCCCACUGUUUCCUGGCGCAGAGUCACUCUGAUCCUGGAGCUGCUGCAGCACAAGAAGAAGUUGAAGCGAGCCCAGACGUUGGUGCCGGUUCUCUUCGCGCUGCUUGCCAGGAGCCUGGAGGCAAGUUCUGCGGAACUGCCCAACAUGGAGUACACCAAGCAGCUUUUGCUCAGCUGCCUGCUCAACGUCUGCAACAAAAUGGCGCAGAAUGAACAACCGAAUGCGCCGGACGUCCUGGAUGAAGACAAGUUCAGCGUGGAGCUGGUGGUCCAGUGCAUCCGAGCAACGGACGUGCCGCAGACUCAUCAUCACGCUCUGUUGCUGCUGGGCACCGUCGCCAACAUCUUCCCUGAGAAAGUUCUGCACAACAUCAUGCCCAUCUUCACCUUCAUGGGCGCUAACAUCAUGCGUCUCGACGACGCCUACAGCUUCCGAGUCAUCGACAAAACGGUCCAGAUGGUCAUCCCGGCUCUGAUUCAGGCCCGCGGCCAGUCGGACGACAGCGUGGACGCGGUGGUGACGAGGAUCGUGCACGUCUUUGCCGACGCGCUGCCUCACGUGCCCGAACACAGGCGGUUGCCCAUCCUGGCUCAACUGGUCGCCACGCUGGGCCCGGCCCGCUUCCUCUGGGUCCUCAUGCUCCUCCUGUUCAAGCUUCACACCGCACGGGCGCCCGGCUCCGAAAGCGAGAAGGAAGCGGCGCUGGAGAGAGAUGUGGACUUCUGGAUCUCCGUCUGUUGCCAGUUCGAGGUGGCCGAGCAGCUCACGUCGCUCAUCAACAUCCUGAACUUCCUCAUCAAGCUGCCCGACGACAAGGAGGAUGCCGCGGCGGCCAAGCCCGCCCUCGGCCGGCGAGGAGCCGGCAAAAAGAAGAAGAAGGAAGAGGAGGAGAAGGUGGAGGAGCUGAUCUUCAGCGUGGAGGCCCACAGCGGCAAGGAGUUGAGACACUUCAAGUUCCUCUCGGUCUCCUUCAUGGCUCAGCUGCUCGGCUCGGCCAGCUUCAUCGGGAAGGUAGCAGAGACUCAGGACGUCGUCGAUGGCGUCCGCGCAGAGUCUCUCCAGCAGCUGCAGCAGCAGCUACUGGAGGACAACCUGCGUUACAUUCAACGUGUCGCGCGCUGUGUGGAGGAGAACGCCGACAAGCCCAUCGCAAAGUUUUGGAGAGUUCUUCUCAAUAAGUCCUACGACGUUCUGGAUAAGUUGAACGCUUUGUUGCCCACGGACACGUUCAUCACGGUGAUGAGGGGGCUGAUGGGAAACCAGCUGCCGUCGGUGAGGAGGAAAGCCAUGGAGCUUCUCAACAACAAGCUGCAGCACAAGACCCACUGGGCAGAGCAACAGGUCAGCGUCCUCUUACAGCUCAUCGGGGACCUCAUCGCCAUCGUGGGCACAACGCGCGGGAACGCGGCGGAGGAGGCGGCGGCGACUGAGCAGGCCGUCAACAGGCAGACGGCGCUCUACAGCCUCAAGCUGCUCUGCCGCCUCUUCGGCCCGGCUCAUCAGGACGCCUUCGUGCCCGUCCUGCUGCGCAUGGUGGAGAUCGUCACCUCGCCGCACGAAGACAAGAACGUGAUGGCCAGCGCCCUGCUGUGCGUCGCCGAGGUGGUCAGCGCCCUCAAAGCUCUCGCCAUCCCGCAGCUGCCAAGGUUGAUGCCGGCCGUGCUGCACGUGCUCACCGACAGGAAGGAUCUGCUGACCUCUGAGAUUUACUUGCUGAGCGCCGUCACCGCCCUGCAGCGCGUCGCCGAGACGCUGGCGCACUUCAUCAGCCCUUACCUGCAGGAUACCACCUUGCAGGUGUGUUGGCUGACGCGCCUACUGGAGGAAUCUUUGCCGUCAUCCUCAGCCGCAACCAGUCAACUGUCCCUGCGACUGGCCUCUCUCAGGAGCUCCCUGGCCAGCAAGCUCCCCCCCAGGGUCCUCUUGCCCGUCCUGACCAAGUGCUACACGGUCAUGGUGGUCGACAAGAAGGACCAGCUGGGGGCGCUGAUGAGCAUCCUCAAGGAACACAUGCGCCACAUGGACCGAGAGCAGCUCAGCUUCCACCAAUCGGAGCUCACCGGCUUCUUCCUCGCCGCCCUGGAUUUCAGAGCCCAAUUCUGCCAGGGCGACCUGGCGACGGCAGCUCAGAUCGAGGGCAGCGUCAUCGACUGCCUGCUGGUCAUGGUGAUGAAGCUGUCCGAAGUCACCUUCAGGCCGUUCUUCUUCAAGUUGUUCGACUGGAGCAAAUCGGGCCGGAAAGAGCGUCUGCUGACAUUCUUCCGACUAUCCGACUGCAUUGCCGAGCGCCUCAAAGGUCUCUUCGUCCUGUUUGCUGGAAACCUGGUCAAACCCUUCGCAGACCUCCUCCAGCAGACCAACGUCUCCCAGACUGAGGAGCCGUUGUUCGAUUCCGAGCACGGUGCCGAAAAGAGCCAGCUGCUGCUUUGCAGCGUGCUGGACUGCCUGCACAAAAUCUUUUUGUACGACACGCAGCGCUUCCUCAGCAAGGAGCGUGCCGAAGCCCUCCUGGUGCCCCUCGUUGACCAGCUGGAGAACAGGCUCGGUGGCGAUGAGGAGUACCAGCAGAGGGUGACCAAACAUCUUAUCCCGUGCGUGGGUCAGUUUGCCGUGUCGCUGGCGGACGACACCCAGUGGAAAAGCCUCAACUACAACAUCCUGCUCAAGUGCAGACACGCCGACGCCAAGGUGCGCUUCUCUUCGCUGCUCAUGCUGAUGGAGCUGGCGGCCAAGCUGAAGGAGAACUAUAUGGUGCUGCUUCCAGAGACCAUCCCCUUCCUGGCUGAACUCAUGGAGGACGAAUGUGAGGAGGUGGAGCAUCAAGUUCAGAAGGUGGUUCAGGAGAUGGAGGACAUCCUGGGGGAACCGCUGCAGAGCUACUUCUAACACGCACACAGUUUGAAACAUCACGCACCAUUUUGUGUGGUGGGGGGGGGGGGGCAAUAACGUUACGGCGUGCCUUUGUUGACCUUGUCAGAGUCACUCCCAUCAUGAAAACGGGGGAGAAUCAUGACGUGGUUUUAUUUGUUAUAAACGGACCACUAUUUGCACACAUCCUUAGGAUAAGCUAUUUUCUAUUGUCAUCACCCUUUUGGAGCAACUAGUAAGUGCCCAACCUGUCAGAAUGGUGUGACUGCCGCUUUAAGAAUCCCGGUCAGCAAGCUUGCGUAUUGUGCCGCUUGCAUGUGCUUUUGAUUUAAAAAAAAAAAACUUUUUUGUGUUGAAACUGUCAAAGUCUCAAAAGGCGCUUUUCGGUAAUAUGACUUAUUUCCCGAAUAUUUUGUCGGAAAU